AAUCGGCCCGGCCCAUCACGUUUAAAGCUCAUCGAAUGAGAAGACGACCAGAAAACUGACGAACUCGAAGUCGCUGACUCGCCGAGCUACUAUCAAAGACAGCGCGCGUAGAAGCCUAAUUCACCAACCCAACUAAAUUCUGAGCCCUAAUUCUUCCUGUUGCAGACCACUCGCACAGAUCGAAACCGCACCGCAGCAAAGAGAAGGUGAUAAGUAUUCCUUUUUUUUUUGCCGCCAUCGCGAAUCUGUUAUUGUUCAAUUGAAUAAAUACAAAAAAAAAAUGACUGUUUAACUCUCCAUUGUACUAUGGCCUGCUUCCAAUCUGCCGUCUUCACAUUGCGGACUAUUUACCCCAACGCCGUCAUCUGGUCCGAAGAAAAUUUGGUGGUGGUGGCGUGCGGCACUGCUGUUAUAAUUUUGAAUCCUCAUAAUCCUAAAGUUCGAGGUGUGAUUGUCGUUCCAUCAAGCAAGCGCUUUCCCACUGGGAAGAUUAAUGAUGAUGGCAGAGGUGCGGAUUUGCUAAAUGGGUGUUUGCUUCCUUAUCAUUUAUUGCGGGAAACUCGUCCUUGUACUCGGUCGAUUUCUUGGUCUCCUGCAGGUCUUGCUAGCAAUGCUGGUUGUUUACUUGUUGUUUGCACCACUAGUGGGCAUGUGAAGGUUUAUCGCCGUCCACAUUGUUAUCUGGAGUGGGUAGAGGUUGUGAACAUAUCUGAAGUGCUAUAUAAUUACUACAAGAACACCAAUUUCGGAGAGUGUCAAAUUGUACCUUCAGAGGGUUCUGAUGUUAUACCAAGACAAGAUACUGCAGAUCAUAAAUGUACUUAUGGUACAUUUUUUAGAAAGAGUCACAAACAUAGAAGACAAAAAGCAGCUGAUAUAGUAACAGAAGACCAUGGAAAUUUAGGAGAGAAUAACACUUGGCAAAUUGUUCCUGUCUCAUUCUAUGAAGGGAAGCCUUCGGAGGAAGUGACUGAAGAAUGUCUCCCAUUAAUAUCUGCACAGCAGUACGCUUCUCGCAAUGAAAUGCUAAUGUCACUUAUUGUUGCUUGGUCUCCAAUUCUGGAGACAUCUGGGAACGAUGUUGGUUUACCUUCUAGCUCUUCUAACUGCUGCUCUAUUCUUGUUGUUGGUGGAAAGUGCGGUAGAAUUUCAUUGUGGAGAGUUCGUGCACCCGAGUGCUAUUCUAGUGAUAAUGCUGGGCACUCAGGUGAGGUUUCACUUGUUGGCCUUGUAAAGGCACAUGAUAGUUGGAUUACCGCAAUUAGUUGGGUUGGAUAUGGGUCUAAUGUUUCAAAAGCCCAGUUUGCAUUGGCUACUGGAAGUUCUGAUGGUAGUGUGAAGAUCUGGCUGGUAAAUGGUGAAAAUUUACUCAAGGCAUCAGAAGUUAGCAAUGAUUCAUUGUCUUUGUUGAAGGAGUGGUCGUUGACAAGGAUCGGAGUAUGUGAAUGGAGACAUUGUUGUUGUAUUCAGGCAUUGGAUCAGAUCGGCUGUAAUCGUCUUAUGCAUGCGAAUGUCGUGAGUUUGGCAUGUCCGCUUAAAUGUGAACGAUUUCGUUAGUGGCUAUUCAAAACAAGCAACUUAAUCGAGACUUAUGCAGCUUCUAUUAAAGUUAUCCCACAUCCCGAUGAGUGGAAUGUUUCCUCGAAGAUCUCAUCAAUCAUCAUCCAACUGCCAGCUCACAUCCAUCAAGCCAAACGUCUGAGUAUGAGUCGUGUUAUGACUGCAUUUAAGGAUGAGUCAAUAAGAAGACGUAGACAGGCACAUGUGGAUGGUGUCAGAACACUAGCCACAACAGAAGCGUUUGCACAACCCUACCCCAAUAAGUGGCGUCAAUAUGAAUGACCCUCCAGAAGAAUUAGACGGGGAUAGAGGAAACGAAAGACGUCGACGACCCAAGAAAUAUAGUGUUUGUCGUAGUCUAGAGCACAACAAAUCAAAGUGUUUGAAGCGCACAGACAAAGAUAAUUGAUGAGGCCUACAUUUUUGGUUAGUGGGAUCGAGAAUAAAAUUUCAUCAUACUAUUCUUCAAUUUGUUAAAGUUACUUUCAGAGAGAUAGAGGCGAAUUUCUCUAAGCUUGGUCAUGUCACUAGUGCACGGCGUGAUUAUCUCAUCGCUCGUAAUAGUGGAAUCACUUCUCGUUAUGCUCCGCCCCCUACGGUGAUGAACGUGUAUUGGUGGCCUCCUAGCGGUGACUGGAUGAAAGUUAAUACCGAUGGCUCCGAGCUCCUGGCUCUAUUGCGGCAGGGGGGGGAGGUUUAGAGACAAAUGGAGUCAUGUGCGUGGUUGCUUUCAUGUCAAAUGAGGUACUGGGUUUGCUUUCGAAGUUGAGUUACUUGCCAUUAUUACUGCUAUUUCUAUCGCCCAUUCAUGUGGGUGGCUUCGAUUGUGGGUAGAGAUGGAUUCCACGUAUGUGGUCCGUCUCUUAGAUACUAAAUCGGAGGACGUUCCUUGGCGCUUUAUGGCCCUUUGGAAAUGCCCUCUUCAUCGGCUUAAUGAUUUCCAACUCCAUGUUAUGCAUAUUUUCCGAGAAGGGAAUGUUGCUGCUGAUAUUAUGGCCAACAGUGAUCGGGAUGAGGGAUGGUGGCCCUUCUCCAUCGACGCGAUCAAGGAAGCUACUUCACGGGAUAUGUCCUGUCAUAGCUUUGUCCGUAUUCGAUGAUUUUGGUCUUUCUUCGGCGAGUCUCCUGCUCGCCUUCUUGUUCGGGUUUUUCUUUAUUUUCUUGGCUGCGGUUGAGAUGCCCGCUGGCAUUCUGGAUUAGCCAUGAGUUGGUGGAUCACUUCUUGUUCUGUGGUGGUGUCGGCGCUUUCGGGUUAUGGGUUGUGCUCUCUUGGCGGCAUUUUUGCAAACACUUGGUGCGUCGUUCAGGUUAUGGGCAUUUUAUUUUUCUUCUUUGGAUGCUUCUUCCAUGAGGUUUUUUAGUAUGUGGCUCGGUUGUUCCUGCCUUGGGUAUGCGCUGCUAUCGGCGGUUUGUGUCUUGGUGGAUAAGGAGGUUGAGAAUUUUUGUGUUGUUUUAUGUUUUGCUACGUUGUCUUGUUUGUUUUUCCAGCUUGGGAGAGACCGGGGCCGCUUGGGAAUAAUGGUUAGGCCGGCGCUCCCGAACUGGUCCUUCCCGAUCUCUAGCCUUCUGCGUUUCGUUUGGUUUUGUCUUGACGAGCACUCUUUUUCUUGUUAAGGGUUUUCCCUUGGGGUUUACCUUAGCAAGGUUUUAAUGAGGCUCGACCCUUAGUCUGCUUCUUUGUGCUUUCAAGGGUUUUUUUUUUUUUAUAUAUAUCAAUCUCAAUUUCAUCA
This is a messenger RNA of Salvia miltiorrhiza (redroot sage), 3290 nucleotides long. RefSeq lists its product as uncharacterized. The transcript has 11 exons. Gene Ontology annotation, molecular function: protein binding; histone acetyltransferase activity. NCBI's taxonomy places the organism in Eukaryota, Viridiplantae, Streptophyta, Magnoliopsida, Lamiales, Lamiaceae. Gene Ontology annotation, cellular component: transcription factor TFIIIC complex. The coding region runs from base 307 to 1557 and encodes 416 amino acids. The record is from RefSeq and is a predicted model, not a curated record. Gene Ontology annotation, biological process: transcription initiation at RNA polymerase III promoter.